Labeo rohita (rohu) is the source of this 941-nucleotide messenger RNA. RefSeq names its product COMM domain containing 10 (gene commd10). Bases 113 to 712 code for a protein of 199 amino acids. Lineage: Eukaryota; Metazoa; Chordata; Actinopteri; Cypriniformes; Cyprinidae. The record is from RefSeq and is a predicted model, not a curated record. The transcript has 7 exons.
AGUGUGAAUGUAGUGAACGUCGUUGAGCGCGGUUGACGUGUCGACGAGCUGACGUCACGCAUCACGUGCCCGAGCGCUAGGAAGUGACUGUAUCUGUAAACGAAAAGAAACGAUGAGUGCAAUAAUCCCAGAGACACAGAGCAUUAAAGAAGCCGUGAUUCACAUCAACUCCAUCGACAGCAGCAAGUUCUCCAAACUCCUGUCUCGGAUUCUGCAGAAGCUUCACCUGAAGGAGGAGCGCUCCUUCAGUGAGGAGGAGGAGGAGAAGCUCCAGAGCGCUUUAUCUCUGGAGAAACAGACUCUUCAUCUGCUGCUGGAAACCCUGUCCUUCAUCCUCGAGCAGGCUGUGUAUCACAAUGUCAAACCACCGUCUCUCAAACAGCAGCUGGAGAACAUCAGCGUUGAGUCUGAGAAAGCUGAAGUGUUCAGUCAGGUUUGGGCUUCAGCCGGUCCGGAUGUGGUGGAGAAGAUCCGACACGGGAUAUUUGCCCCUAAAAAACUGGAUCAUGUGGGUUGGCAGCUCAACCUGCAGAUGGCCUCGUCGACUCGGAGCAAACUGAAAGAGCCGCACGCCGUCCUCAAUCUGGGGCUCCGGACGGAAGACGACACCGAGCAUUUGCAGGACGUGUUUGUGGAGUUCAACCAUCAGGAUCUGCUGGACUUCUACAAUCAGAUGGAGAUGAUUCAGACACAGCUGGACUCGCUCAGCUGAUACAGCGUCCUUCUGCCGCCCCACGAUUCCUCUGGUGACGUCGGCGUCAGCAGCUGUUUGGUGUCUGUGGUUGUUUGUGGAUUUGUAUGUUUCAGACUGAAGCUCUGGAGUGUUUGGUGUGAAGCGCUGAUGCUGACGUGUUAAUGAACGCCGUCGAGAUCCUUCAGACAGAAACUGGAGCUCCGUCACACGUCUGAUGAUGUUUCAUUAAAGAUGUUUUUGAUCUGAA